UUUGACCUAUUUUUCCACCAUCAUGGAAAUUACAGGUUACACAUGAGAAAAGAGUUGUGGGAGUUUUCGAUUUAUGAUGGAAUCGUGAAUUUUCAAGAGUAACAUUGAAUGAAAACUAUUGGUCUGAAAUGUGGUACUACCUAUGGAGCGUUUUAUACAUAUUCAUCUUGAUUUGGCUGAUUACAAGAUUGUUGGCAUGGUUGACCCAGUGGGUGCUCCAGCGAUAUUGGGGAGUCUUGGUGAAGAUCGGCAGCGUGGGACUCUUCAGCUGCAAGAAGGUUCAAAUAGUCAUCAAGAAAGGACUCUCAGUGGAGAUUGAGAAAGCUUGGCUAUCAAGUGUAUUUUUUAAUCAAGAUGUCAAGAAACCACUGGUGAUAUGUAUUCAGGAUAUUCGCGUGCAGGCAGAUGUCCACCACGAAGAUCAAGGAUCCACUCCCCGUCCACAAGAAAAGAAGUCGGUGCUUGGCAAACUAGCCUAUUACAGCCAGUUUCUGGGACUGAAAAUCUCCAACCUAACAGUGAUGUUGCUAAACACCAUGAUACAAGACUGCUUAGUGCAUGUGAAGAGUGAUUCUGUUAAUCUGGAUAUCACUGUCAUAGAGGGCUGCUAUCAACUGACUUUUGAUGUUGACAGUGUGAAGUGUCAGGCUUUACGCAGUCCUCAGACGACAGAGAAUACAGAGCCAUGCUUAGCCGAGGUGUCAUGGAACUUAAUCCAUCUCCAAGCACUGAUAGAAAGUGGAUCCAAGAUCAAGUCAGCCAGAGUUUUGGUAAAGAAACCUUGGGCAAUGAUGACAGAAGCCUUCCUCACUGGAUUACAAGAAGUCCGAAGGUCUCGCCUGGCCUCAGCCUUAGCUACAGAGGAGAGGUCCUUACACCAUCAAAACCCUGGUGCAACCAUUCCUUUAGAACAGAUGAUUCCAAAUGAGGUUGGAAUAGACAUAACAGAUUUAAAUACAGUGAUAGUUAGAGAUAACAAACAGAGAACUCUUAGCAUAAGUUUGAAAAUGUUCCACACAGAGUUUUUUAAAGGAAAGAGCUUACAAGAAGUUAAUGGAAGUAGUAUGGAAGGAGCAGUUCUGAACAUUAUUAUAGAUGAUUUCCAUACCAAAUCUCCACAAGCAAGAUUUGCUGAUUUACUUAAUUUGAAAAUCAAAUGCAAGCUGGGAAUUGAUUCCAUAGAGAGUUCUUUGGCUUUGCAUGGUGGAUACUUCCACUACCACCAUGAUGAAGUGCAAUAUUGGAGCAGUAUUAUCUCUCGAUUAUUUGAGGGACAACCCACCCCACCACUGCCUGUCAUACCCACCAAUUCUAGUCAAUCAUCGCCCCUAAGAAAGAAGAUUCAUGACUUCCUCCACAGUCGUGAGGUUUCCUGUAUUGUUCAGCUCCAUGAUGUUUCCUCCGCUGUGUCGUCUGCUAUAUGUACCGGUCUCCAUGUUGGUGUGCAAUCUACUAAGUUCUCUUUUGCAGUCUUUCCAGGAGUGGCAGGGGAUAGCCAACCGCAGGACCUCUCUUGUCAUUUGGAGGUACAAACAGUCUACUGUCAACCCAUGGAAAGUACAGUUGCACCAGACAAGCUGAAUAAUAAAUGCCAUUACUGGGAUCAUCCUAUUUACACAGAUACAUUAGUGCUUAAGUUAAUGAAGUCUGGAAAGGAUGUAGAAGUAACAAUCAUUGUGAUGAAUGGCCAGCUAGAGUGGUCCUCAAAUACCAUCGGCAUCGUACAGAGUUUCUUCAGUUCUCUGCAGCGAUCUCGCUCCUACUCUGGGGAGAUGAUUCUCCAGAGCUCCUCCUUGCCUAGUGCCAAAAAGACAGGGAAACUGCCCUGGAAACUUCCAGAGGAUUUGAACACUACACUCAACUUUGAGGCCACUAACAUUAACAUGUUCAUUACAAAUAAUUACAAAGUGGGUUUGAUGAUGCAAGUGGACACUGUCUUGGUUUGUGCACAGCCCAAACAUAUAGCGGUGGCUAUAGAGGGAGCUCGUGUCAUCCCAGUACAGCUCACUGAUCAGUUCAUGAAGCUACAUAGUUCCAGCUCCUUAACCAAACCUGCAGCCCAUAUUCAGAAAGUGGCAAUCAAAUAUUCUGGUUCAAGUGAUGUAUUAGACAUCAGGGUGUCCCAUACUUUGUCCUGUCAGUGGGAGCCCGGCCACCAUAUGUGUGUCAUUCAGGCUCUAGAGGACACCAAAGAACUUGUCACAAAGCUCAAGGAAUGGAAGAAGUCCAAUCCAGUUCAACCAAACUCAUCCAACAAAUUCAAAACAGAAAUCCAUAUAGCUAUAGCAUCAAAAACAAAUUUGACACUGAAACUGGCGCAGCAAAGAACGGUAACACUACAAGUAGAGGGACUGGUGAUCAAGAGAUCUGUGACAGAGGUCCUGAUGGAGAUGAGCUGUCUAGACAUUCAGUGUGACAAGCAUCAAGUGUUCCACAUUCAGGACAUCCUCUUUGCUGCAGUGGGUGAUUCUAAUGUAAUGAAGGAAAGGUCUGUCCUGGGAAAUCUAAGUCUAAAAUCAAACCGUUCAUGGAAUAUAUCGUUUGAAACUUUUGAAGUUAUUUUCCCUUUCAACUACAACUUUGCCGAAUGCUUUGAAGAGUUUAUCAACCUUUUCAAAUGGUGGAAGUUAGUACAUAAGGUACAAAGGAAGCAGUUUACUUUGGAGAGCAAACUGCCCCCAGAUCUUAAAAUCAAAGCCAAGUUAUUCAUUGUGCAACUCAGUGAUGACCCAUUCGAAGUGAAACUUGGGGAUAAUUAUGACUUACUGAAAGAUGAAUGCAAUGAGGGCAUUAAGAGGAAGAAAGUACUGGAUCAAAAGAUCCAGGAAACAAGGAGCAGGGUCAUCAUUCCAGCUGAUAAACUACAAGAACUGUACGCUUCCUUGGCAAAGAAAAGCAGCGAGAUCUACAUCCAACGCUCACAGAAGUUAUACGAGCAGACGCCAAUGAGGAAAAGGCUGUUUACCUGGGCAAUGGAAGACUUAGAAAUCUUAGCCUUUGCUGAUCUGUCAUUCCAUGGGAAAGAAAAUGUUGUCAAGCACAUGCAAGAAAUUGAUAAAGACAGUCCCUACCCAUCAGAAGGACUGGAGUUUCUGACAUUGUGGUGUCGUAUGGUCAACGUGAGUCUCAGUUCCUGGAUGGUCACCAUGAGGGACUACCCCCAGCCAUGGCUGGAGGUCAAGGACAUGCAUCUGUGGGGGAGGCUGAUCGGGGCAGAGCAGGAGGGGCUCAAAAGAGCUAAAAGAUCAUGCAAGGUGUCAGUUGGAGGCCCAUGGGGGGAGAUGUCUGUGGAAAGAAACCUUCCAGCUCUUAAGUUCUAUCAUGACUUCAGCUGUGACAUAAAGUCCUGGGUCAUGGCUUAUGGAGCAUGCUGGGAACCAGCAAUGGCACAGUUCAACAUGUCAAUGGAUCUAGUCAACAAACCCUCCGUGGACCCGAGUAGGCCCAUGACAUGGUGGGACAAGAUCCGUCUGCUUCUUCAUGGUCGACUGACUAUGUCUGUAGAACAGAUGAGCUGGCUCUAUCAUGCUUCCUUUGAUCCAUACAACACCACAGAGUUCAUGGACUGGUCCUGGACAGACCUCAUCUUGGACUGGACCAAUGCAAGAUUUAGGUUGAAGGGAGAUUUGGAUAUUUAUGCCAGAACGGCUUCCAAGUAUGAUGACUGCAAGUUAUUACAUCUUCCUAACCUCAGUCUUAGUGUCAAGUUGGGCUGGAUCUGCCUCGGGGAUGCUAACGACCAUCAUUCUGUGAUGCCAUGUGCCCCUGACAAAAAACCCGAAUACUCACUGGAGGAGCAUGACUCUUUCCGAGCCUUCAGAUCUCAGAACUUGAACUUGGAGAUUUCUAUGGAUACAAAGCCAAAAAGGGACAAUACACUGAAUGUUCCAAGCUGUCUUUUUUAUGCCAGCACUUUAAAGUUUCUUGAUAAAAUUGGGACAUGUCUAGCCUCAGUGACAAGACCAAUUAAGAGGGGAGGGAUUUUCCAGAACACCAAACCCAGAAAAAUUCAACUGACCAGGCAUUACAAAACCAUAAAGCUGGAUGUGAACCUCCACCGAUUCAACAUCUGCUACUGGAUGUCGUUCUCCAAGCAGCACGGCCAGGAGCUGUUGGCGGACUCGUUCGUCCUCCACUCCUGUAACGACCUGACCCUGGUUCCUGUAGAGGAUGGCCUGUUCCAUCGAUCGGCCGCUAACUGGAGCGUGAGAUAUCUCGGCUGUGACCUGACUGCGGCCAAAGUGUGGCUACAGAGUGCCAGGCAGACUGCUGAUGAGCUGAAUGUCUCGCUCAGAAAUCCAGUGGAUAAAAAACUGUUCAUAACUGUCAACAGGGUGACUUACAAGAGAGGGGAUGUAACCAGCCCAAAGACGGAGGGGGCAGAGAGCGAGUCAGAGAGUGAGGGAGAGCCGGAUCCUAAGGAGCAGAAGUCACAGUUUGUGCACAAUCUACGCGUGUACGAAAUGAAGGGAGCCUGGACCAAGCACAACAGGAACGUCCUGAUAGGGCUGUACGACAGUUACCAGAAGGCGCAGUCACUGAGGCGGAACCUGGCGGCUGACGCUCUCAAGGCAUUCAAAGUGGAGGGAGGAGCCACUACUAAGAACCGUUCUGCAUCAAUAUCAGCAGGACAGCCUGGCUCUCCUACCCAUGAGUCACCCACCUUUGACUACCUCCACAUACUAGAGAAACUGGUGGCCGAGUCAGACACCAAGUCUGUUGUAUUCACAGAGGAGCCCUCAAGCUCUAACUUGGAACAACUUCAUGGUAAAGCUGCCUGUAUGAAGGAAGAAGAUAUCAUUUGCAGGAACUGGCUCAUUGAGUUAUACAACAGUCAGGUGGUUCUGAAGGGGGUGGAGACUGAUGGUCACGUGAUAGUCAGUGCCGCCAAGGCGGAGAUAAUGUCCUAUGAGUACCAGCCAGUGUGGCAGAAUCAACAGGUCCACAGCAAGACUUCCUGGGUCAGCUCCAUUGAUUGCAUGCAGUACUAUGCCACAGUGGAUUCUGGGAAUGACUUUGAGGAGGACUGCUAUCCGUGGCUGUCCAAAGAGAACGUGGAGGACCGGACUGAGGAGGACCUGAGUGGGCUCCCAGAGAUGGUGUCCAGCGGUCACAGUGUGGGGGGCGUGGUCUACAGUACCAUACCUGGCACCAAGACACAAGUACAGCUACAGAGAAUCAUUUCCCGGUGUAAGUGCCAAAUAUUUUAUGCCAGCUAUGGAAAAGUUGGACCAGACAUCACACUGGCCAUACCUCCCCCGCCGACAGAUGAAUCCGACAUUGUAGCAACAGAGGAAGCUGUGGAUACCUUUACUCUUCUGCAUCAUGACUUGAACAUCUGCACCAACUUUCCACAGUACCAAAUGAUCUUGGACAUUGUUAACAAUUUGCUACUUCAUGUGGAACAAAAACAAAAGGAGACCACAGAUAAACUGCAGGACAUGAGGUUCCAGCUCCAGCUCUCUAAAACAGAGGACCAGAAGACACCCAUUCAACAAACCCAGGAAAAUCUCCGAGAGCAGUGUCUGACUCUUCGUCGAGUUGAAAAGGAUCUCUACCUCAUUCACAAGGGUCUGGACGAUGAUGAAGACAACGAAAUACUGAUGCAGCAGAGUGAAGAACUGGAACAACAGCUGUUUGACCUGAAGGACCACAUCUAUGACCUCAAUGAAGAACUCUCCAUGAGAAUUAGUUGUUAUAAAGAAAGCCAGCUUCAAGUUAAAGCAUUACAGAGAACCAUGAAAGCUCAACAUGUUCAUGUGUCAAGGAGGAAUGAAGUGUGUUUCAAGUUUGCCCAGUGGAGACUUACGGGAAACGAUGGUCAGCUAGGUAUCACAGAUCUGAUGCUCAGGAACUUUGUAUACACAAAAGUCAACAGAGACAACGAUACUUGGACCCAUCAAUUGGAGCUGGGUUGGGUCAAAAUGACCAACUUACUACCAAACUCAAUCUACAAGGAUGUACUUGUUCCCCUGGUGCUAGGCAAGGAGAAUGAUCUCAGACAGAUGGCUCUCAGGAUCAUAUGUAGUGAGCGACCUCCAGUUGGGGGUAUUGCUGUGAAAGAACACUUUGAGGUGAAUGUUGUCCCCAUACGUAUCCAGAUGACAUUCCAGUUCUACAAGACAGUCAUGGGAUUUUUCUUUCCAGACAAAAACAUUGAGUCAGAGGGACAAGAUAGGGAUUCGGAUAAAUCAGGGCCUAAGAAGAGACUGGAGAAGAAGCCGUCCAUUAAGAGAGACAGUGUCAAGAGGAAUGCUUCAUCCCACACCUUCGCAGAGAUUGAUAAGAUGAAGGAACGAGCUUCCAAUAACAACACUUUUGUCUAUGUCAAAAUUCCUGAGGUCUCCCUAAGAGUCAGCUAUAAGGGAGAGAAAGAGAAGAACAUAGCUGACAUUCACGACUUCAGCAUUGUUCUCCCUACUAUGGAGUACCACAAUCAGAUCUGGACCUGGUUUGAUCUCCUGAUGGCCAUCAGGGGGGACACCAAAACGGUCAUCUUAUCCCAGGCCAUCAAACAAAAGCUCCACAUGAAAUCCAGGGCGGGGGAGGAAACCCAGCGGACAGAUGCUCAACAAGAGGAGGACAAAAUGAAGAUGUUACUGGGUCCCAAAUUGCUGGCAGGGCAAGACAAACCAACAAAGAAAGGAAUAUUUGGAAAAUCUCAGAAAAAGUAGUGCACAGCAUUGCAAACCAUCUUUGUUUUUAGCGAGUACCGGUGAUUUAACUGGUGAAUUAUUGAUGUCAAUGACUAGUUUUUGCCUAUGAGGCCUUAUGAAAUUACAUUAAAAAUGCAUUUGCAUGUGUAUGAUUACUAACAGUGGUUCAUAACAAUGAAUAGUUGCAAGCAAGAAGUACUAAAAAAGUCAGAAGUAUUUCCUGCACAUUAAUUUAAGCUAGAUAAAGGUAUUACAAAGUAUAUAAUAAUGAGGGCGGUUAGUGUCUGUCAUAAACCUUCAUUAUUUGUCUUUGUUUGUCCUGACAUAACAGAAAGUAUUGCAAGAAGGAACAAAAGUGAACAAGUUUUUUUGUGACCCAUCAUAGAAGUUACGACAAAUGAAAGUUGUAACUUAUACAUUAGGUUCGUGUACUAAUACAUUGCACUGGUACUUGUUUAUAUUUGCAUGUUUUAAAGUAAAUUUUUUUAAAGUAAUUUUUUUUAUCUGCACAUGUAUCAAUAAUAUAUGUGUGCUAUAAUAUAUUUUUAAAUCUAUGAUGGUGUAUGAUCAUUUACACUGUCUUACUGACAGAGUCAUGACGGUGAACAUGUAAAAGCUAUUGCUACAAUAUAUAUGUAAUUAAUAUCUCUGGUAUACAUAAAUUUUGAAACAUUCCUUCGAUAUGCUUUUUGCAUUUCAAACAGAUUUUAUGCCAGUUUGGCUAACGUUUAUUGUGAACAGUAAAAUUGAACAUAUUUUAAGCUGUGUUCCCGUGCUUACACCAUUAGUGCAGUCACAAAUGGCUAGCUAGUCUUGUAAAACAGAAUAAAGGACAUUAAUGAAAUAAGGAUGGUGUCAUGUCUUUAAGAAGGUGCUAUCUAUACAUAGGUAUUUUUUAUUCAAGUCACACUUUACCAAAAGACCUCCUUUGUAUGUGAUUGUCAAAACAUGUUACACACAUACUGUGGUGAGAGCCAAACCGUUUUUUUUUUCUCUUAUCGCUUAUGGUGCUGUUGUUAUAUUUGCUAUUUAUUGUUUGUUCAUUUAACUUAUUACAGUCUGUGAUAUAGUCAAUUAUUGUAACAUUUUCGAAUAAUGUUUUCAAUAAAUUUGUUCCAACAGUU
Magallana angulata is the source of this 7780-nucleotide messenger RNA. RefSeq names its product protein hobbit-like. Bases 129 to 6674 code for a protein of 2181 amino acids. The record is from RefSeq and is a predicted model, not a curated record. The transcript has 58 exons. Lineage: Eukaryota; Metazoa; Mollusca; Bivalvia; Ostreida; Ostreidae.